Messenger RNA from Dromaius novaehollandiae (emu), 3014 nucleotides. It is a transcript of the gene PLGRKT, whose product is annotated as plasminogen receptor with a C-terminal lysine. Lineage: Eukaryota; Metazoa; Chordata; Aves; Casuariiformes; Dromaiidae. Gene Ontology annotation, cellular component: plasma membrane. The coding region runs from base 145 to 588 and encodes 147 amino acids. Gene Ontology annotation, biological process: positive regulation of plasminogen activation. The transcript has 5 exons. The record is from RefSeq and is a predicted model, not a curated record.
CGGCCAACCGCCGCCCAACGGCCAGCGCCGCCCGCGCGGGGGAGGCGCGCCGUGACCUUCCGCCGCCGCUGCCACCGCCCGCCCCGCCCCGCGCCGCGCCGCUCGCAGCCGCAGCCCCCCCCGCCGCCUCUCCCGCAGGGCAAAAUGGGGUGCUUGUUUUCCAAGUACGCGAACGAGAGCAUGAAGGCCCAGCAGGAGUUUAUGCUGAUGAACAAUCGGCUGCAGCUGGAAAGGCAACUACUGAUGCAGAAUCAGAUGAGAGAGAGACAAGCAGCCAUGCAGAUUGCUUGGACCCGGGAAUUUCUGAAGUACUUUGGGACUUUUUUUGGACUUGCUGCUGUAGGUUUAACAGCUGGAGCGAUAAGAAAGAAGAACCCAGGAGUUCUACUGCCAAUAGUUCCCUUAGGCUUUAUAUUUGCCUAUCAAUAUGAUAUGGGCUAUGGGACAAUGUUGCAAAGGAUAAAAGGUGAAGCAGAGAACAUAUUAGAGACCCAGAGCACUUUGCUAGAACUGCCAAAAGGACCGCUUACUUAUGAAGGCCUGGAAAAAAUCAGAAGAGCUCAGAGCAAGUUCUACAUAGAAAAAUAAGAAGAUGGUAACAAAGCUUUGUAUCUGAAAUGAAUAUAAUUGUAAUUUGUAAUUAUAUUAAUUAAUAUAUAAUUAAUUGUAAUCAUGUUUUUUGGACUUCAGUGAAUCAUUAAAGUUUUGAGGAAAUUAAGUGCUUUUAUAAAAUCAAAGAUAAUUCAUUUUUUAAAAAGCAGUACUUUCUAAAGCAAUGAUUUUCCUCUGUAUCUCUUGAAAAUAUCCAUGGUUGUUGUAGUAUUUCUUUCCUUGCCUAGAAUGAAACAUUGAAUUCCCACUGUCUAAUUAGAGUCUGAAAAUAACUUUCAACUGUAGCAAAAGUGUAUGGUAGUGAGAUGCAAACUCACUGUAAUCAAUAAAAAUAAGUUAAUUGGUGGUUACAAAUUUGUACAACUCUGGCCAUAAUUUUCAAAUAUAUUAGAGCAUCCACAGCUCAAUUUGAAGUCAGGAAUAGACAACUUCUUUGAAAAACAAGACAUUUUUUAGUUGCUGUUCUUUUGGCAGUAAACUGACUGUCUCUGCUUCAAAUUCUUGAAUAAACAGCUUUUAUCAAGGAAGUUCAGAAAUAAAUGUCACUUGCUAACUGUGUGUUUUAGGAAAAAAAACUGUAUUAAAGUAUAAGCAGAGAUAAUUUCUCAAAAAGAGAAAACAAAUUAUGUAGCUAUUUCCUGAAUCUUUUUAUGCUUGACAUUCUGAAACUCAGGAUAAUUUGUUUACACAAAAUCAGAGUUUCACUACUAAGAUAAAUAUUAACUUCGGCUAGCAGCAGGCAAAAUCAUUAAUGUAUGUUUUGUAAUGGUUAGAUCCAAGGGACCUUACAAGUACUGGAAAACGGAGGGACUAUUUGCAUGCCUUUACUGUAGCAUAGUAUAUACUGAGAAUAUAAUUUUAGUACACUUUGGUGUUCUGACACUAAGUUUGGCAGAAAGUACAUCUUUUUCUAUUGGAAGUCUUGUUUAAAAAGAGAUUGUUAUGUGUUUUGGGUGGAAACACUUUCAGCGUUAACCUGGGAGGUUGAAAAACAAAUGCUCAAAAAGUACUAGUACUGAAUUAAGCCUAAGUCUUCCGCUAAUGCCCUUCUAAGCUGUAAUUUUUGUAUUAACAAUUUGUUGAGUUAAAAAAUUUAACUUCCAGCUGGAGAUAAUGCCCAAAUUAGAAACUGAUGUAUUUUUGAAGACUACUUCACUGAAAUUAGGGUAUUGUUACAGUAAGACAGGUGACUAUAUUAUAUAACAAACACUACUCAGAGGGUAUCACAAAAAGAUAAAUUAACAGCACAGUUUUUAUACCGUAUGUUAGAUCAGUUCCUGAAAGUGCAUUCACUUCUGCACUCAAGCACUUUUGCAGUUGGUUCUGUGUGGCUCUGUCAUCUGCAUGUUAAGGACACGCACACAACUCUGAUCUGUUACAGAUUUCAAAAGUGAUGCAUUUUAAUGUGCAUAAUGAUAAAAUAGGUUAUAAUAGCUCGUUUGGUUAUAAUAGCUUGGCCUAGACUUACGAUUUACUCACAAAAUGCAACCCCAGACCUUGUCAUGUUUGCUGCCUGUUCUGUAGCAUAAUGCCUCACCACAAAAACACCUGUCCUGACUUGCUGCUAUCUUCCGUUCUGUUCCUGGGAUUUACGCACUCCUACUUACUCCUUUUGUUUUGGAGAGCUGGUCCUCUGCUACCUUUCCACCAAGUUUUGAAGUGGGCUUUGCUUUAAUUUGGAAGAUGUUCUAACAACCUUUUAUGCUGCUGCCUCUAUCAUCUAUUAAUACUCUUGCUUCCAACAAAGAAAAUCAGUUAUACCAGCAUGUUUUUAGUAUCUGUUUGUCUUCACCUGUGCCUUUUAAUCUACCUUGUAAUACUGUGAAAUAAAUUUUUACAGGGAGAGCAGUUUUAAUAGUUCAUUCUACAGUUUUAGUUACAGCCCUUAGAAAAUUAGUAAAUAGCCAUACUGUGAAGUACAAACUAGCAUCUGUGUGUUUGUGAUAGAUGGCUUGCUAUGGAGUUUGAUCAAAGAGUGGCACUAAAGGAACCAAGCAGGCUAAGCAAAAUAAUGACCCGGGUAGCAGUUUGUAGGAGAUAGCAGGGAAGCUAUUUAUUAUUUCAUCCCAGCUAAAUUUGAAUUUUUUCCCCCAAAGUUAAACUUAAGAUCAACAGCGUUAAGCCACUGCAAAUUACCAUACAAAAAAGUUAGGGAGGUAAGGCAACUUUAGCUGGACGUUUUCCAAAGAGCAUGAGUGAAAGUUAACAAAUUUAUAUCAUAAGGGAAAAACAGCAUGCUCUAAACUGGACAGUCUAAUGCCAAAACCAGAAAUGGAUUUAAAUGGCCUACACAAAACAUGCCAGAGAUUGUCAAGAAAUUAAGGGUUAGUCACAUUUACUGCUUUACUUUCUGUUCUUAGCUUUGUUUUUUUAUGGAUAAAUAAACACUUUGAAGAUACUGA